CGGUUUCGGAGCAGAGGAAGCCACUGGCAAUACGUUUCUAUCCACAAACGGUCGCCCGCGCAAUGACGACACCGGAGAAGACAGCGGAGCCAGAAGUAGCACCUUGAGCACCAUUAGCACCUUGGACGAGAAGCUUGAUGCGGCUUUGGGUGGCGGUAUUCUUCCAGGCUACCUCGUUGAGGUCACUGGUGAGAGUAAUCAAGAAACUAACAGCUACCAGUGGUGCCGGUAAAACACAGCUGCUUCUAACCCUCCUCCUGGCCUCACAAUUACCUCCACCAUAUGGACUAUCCAAAUCAGCAAUCUACAUCUCGACAGAAGCCGCACUCGCAACCAAUCGCCUCUCCCAACUUCUUUCCACCCAUCCGAAAUUGAAAUCCCUCCCAGCGCACGAGAAGCCCUCUCUGUCGCGCAUCCUGAGCAUCCAGACCCCGGACCUCGAGACGCAAGAGCACAUUCUGCGCUACCAGCUCCCCGUCGCCAUCAAGAAGCACCGCGUCGGCCUCGUCAUCUUCGACUCCGUCGCCGCCAACUACCGCGCCGAGUUCGAAAAGCAAGGCGCACGUGAUGGCGCAGCUUCGAUGGCGAAGCGGGGCACCCAGCUCGUCCGCCUCGGGGCCCUCUUUCGCGACCUCGCACGCACAGAGGGCGUCGCGGUAGUUGUCGCAAACCAGGUUGCAGAUCGCUUCUUCAAGGACUCCGGGUACACGUCCAACGCGGCGUCCCGCACGACUUCGACGAACAGCCAGGGCACGACUUCAGGCCGUGCGUCUCCUAUGCCAGGCCAUUUCGCCGCUUCCCAGACAGGAGGGGAUGUCACGCCCAUGGGCGCACAGGUGUUGUCGCUCGACCACCAGCAGCGCUGGACGACGGGCUGGGGAGAAGAUCGAUUCGCCUUGCCGCACACGCUGAAGACCCCGUCGUUGGGGCAUGUCUGGACGAACCAGAUUGCGUGCCGCAUCGCGCUGAUCAAGCAGCCCGUCAUGGCAACCCGACCUCCUGUGCUCAUGAUGGCCGAUGGCGAGGCUUACGACAAUGAAGAGGAGAACCACAUUGCGAAAUGGCGGCGUUGGUUUAAGGUCGUGUUCGCACCUUGGACACCGCCAACUGACGAGAAGGGGAUUGAGUAUGAGAUACUAACCAGCGGGUUACGACAUGUAUCUGAAGAAGACAGUUGAUUUUUUAGCCAUGCAUUCAUAGUAACACAGUACCCUAAGAAUUUGUAUAGAUGUAAAUCAAUUCAAACUUUGUUCCGCUCGUCUCUUGGGUAUUCAUAUGCACAGCGCCUAAGACACCAUUGUAGUAGCCCGACAAGCAAUAAAACACAAAACAUAACAGCAUUACGGCCUAUUGUAGCCAAC
Molecule: messenger RNA, 1361 nt
Organism: Aaosphaeria arxii CBS 175.79
Lineage: Eukaryota; Fungi; Ascomycota; Dothideomycetes; Pleosporales
Product: P-loop containing nucleoside triphosphate hydrolase protein
Exons: 2
Coding region: 138-1178 (346 amino acids)
Biological process (GO): DNA strand invasion; DNA recombinase assembly; DNA repair
Molecular function (GO): single-stranded DNA binding; double-stranded DNA binding; ATP binding
Source: RefSeq, a predicted model, not a curated record